UCGCAGGGUCGGAGGCACUCCUUUUUUGCGCCAGGGGGCGGGGGCACGGGCCGAGGACCGGCCGAGCCCGGACCGCGAAGGUGGAGGACUCUUUUCUGUGGCGGAGGGAUCUUCGGCGGAGGCGGCGGCGGCUGUAGCUGCUGCCUGAGAGUUGUUGUUUCCUCCUCCUCCUCCUCCGCCUCCGCCGCCGUUGCUUGAAUGGUGGAGCCGAAGCUCGGCUCGUGAACACACAGUGACAGCUAUAGGGCAGGCGGCGGCACCAUCCCCGCUUCCCGUCGGCGGCGGGGUGUCCCGCCAGCGGCCUUUAAGUGACCCAUAAACAUGUCUUGUGAGAGGAAAGGCCUCUCGGAGCUGCGAUCGGAGCUCUACUUCCUCAUCGCCCGGUUCCUGGAAGAUGGACCCUGUCAGCAGGCGGCUCAGGUGCUGAUCCGCGAGGUGGCCGAGAAAGAGCUGCUGCCCCGACGCACCGACUGGACCGGGAAGGAGCAUCCCAGGACCUACCAGAAUCUGGUGAAGUAUUACAGACAUUUAGCACCUGAUCACUUGCUGCAAAUAUGUCAUCGAUUAGGACCUCUUCUUGAACAAGAAAUUCCACAAAGCGUUCCUGGAGUACAAACAUUAUUAGGAGCUGGAAGACAGUCUUUGCUACGCACAAACAAAAGCUGCAAGCAUGUUGUAUGGAAAGGAUCUGCUCUGGCUGCACUGCAUUGUGGAAGACCACCUGAGUCACCAAUUAACUAUGGUAGCCCACCCAGCAUUGCGGAUACUUUGUUUUCAAGGAGGCUGAAUGGGAAAUACAGGCUUGAGCGACUUGUUCCAACUGCAGUAUAUCAGCACAUGAAAAUGCAUAAACGAAUUCUUGGACACUUGUCGUCUGUGUACUGCGUAACUUUUGAUAGAACUGGCAGGCGGAUAUUUACCGGAUCUGAUGACUGUCUUGUGAAAAUCUGGGCAACAGAUGAUGGAAGAUUAUUAGCUACUUUAAGAGGACAUGCUGCUGAAAUAUCAGACAUGGCUGUAAACUAUGAGAAUACCAUGAUAGCAGCUGGAAGUUGUGAUAAAAUGAUCCGAGUCUGGUGUCUUCGAACAUGUGCACCUUUGGCUGUUCUUCAGGGUCACAGUGCGUCUAUAACAUCACUACAGUUCUCACCAUUGUGCAGUGGCUCAAAGAGAUAUCUAUCUUCUACUGGGGCAGAUGGCACUAUUUGUUUUUGGCUGUGGGAUGCUGGAACCCUUAAAAUAAAUCCAAGACCUGCAAAAUUUACAGAGCGCCCUCGGCCUGGAGUUCAAAUGAUCUGUUCUUCUUUUAGUGCUGGUGGAAUGUUUCUGGCCACAGGAAGUACAGAUCAUAUUAUUAGGGUUUAUUUUUUUGGCUCAGGUCAGCCAGAGAAAAUAUCAGAAUUGGAGUUUCAUACUGACAAAGUUGACAGUAUCCAGUUUUCCAACACUAGUAACAGAUUUGUAAGUGGGAGUCGCGAUGGGACAGCACGUAUUUGGCAAUUUAAACGAAGAGAAUGGAAGAGCAUUUUAUUGGAUAUGGCUACUCGUCCAGCAGGCCAAAACCUUCAAGGAAUAGAAGAUAAAAUCACAAAAAUGAAAGUAACUAUGGUGGCAUGGGAUCGACAUGACAGCACAGUUAUAACUGCAGUUAAUAACAUGACUCUGAAAGUCUGGAAUUCUUACACGGGCCAACUAAUUCAUGUCUUGAUGGGUCAUGAAGAUGAAGUAUUUGUUCUUGAGCCACACCCAUUUGACCCAAGAGUUCUCUUUUCUGCCGGUCAUGAUGGAAACGUCAUAGUAUGGGAUCUGGCAAGAGGAGUCAAAAUUCGAUCCUAUUUCAAUAUGAUUGAAGGCCAAGGACAUGGUGCAGUGUUUGACUGCAAAUGCUCUCCCGACGGUCAGCAUUUUGCAUGCACAGACUCUCAUGGACAUCUUUUAAUUUUUGGCUUUGGCUCCAGUAGCAAAUAUGACAAGAUAGCAGAUCAGAUGUUCUUUCAUAGUGAUUAUCGGCCCCUUAUUCGUGAUGCCAACAAUUUUGUGUUAGAUGAACAGACUCAGCAAGCACCUCAUCUCAUGCCUCCCCCUUUUUUGGUUGAUGUUGAUGGUAACCCUCAUCCAUCAAGAUACCAGAGAUUAGUUCCUGGUCGUGAAAAUUGCAGGGAAGAGCAGCUAAUCCCUCAGAUGGGAGUAACUUCCUCAGGACUGAACCAAGUUUUAAGUCAGCAAGCAAAUCAAGACAUCAGCCCAUUGGACAGCAUGAUUCAAAGACUACAACUGGAGCAAGACCUGAGACGUUCUGGUGAAGGAAGUAUCAAUAAUGCCAGCCGUUUAAGUAGAGGUUCUCUAAGCUCUACCUCAGAGGUUCAUUCACCACCAAAUAUAGGGCUAAGGCGUAGUGGACAAAUUGAAGGGGUACGACAAAUGCACAGCAAUGCACCAAGGAGUGAAAUAGCCACAGAGCGGGAUCUUGUAGCAUGGAGUCGGAGAGUGGUAGUACCUGAGCUUUCUGCUGGUGUAGCAAGUAGGCAAGAAGAAUGGAGAACUGCAAAGGGAGAAGAAGAAAUAAAAACGUACAGAUCAGAAGAGAAAAGAAAACACUUCACUGCUCCAAAAGAAAACAAAGUACCCACUGUCUCAAAGAAUCAUGCUCAUGAGCCUUUCCUGGAUCUUGGAGAAUCCAAAAAACAGCAGGCAAAUCAACACAGUUAUCGCACAAGAUCUGCUUUAGAAGAGAUUCCUAGACCUUCAGAAGACAUAGAAAAUGGCACUAGCUCUUCAGAUGAAGGUGAAGUUGUUGCUGUCAGUGGUGGAACCUCUGAAGAAGAAGAGAGAGCAUGGCACAGUGAUGGCAGCUCUAGUGACUACUCCAGUGACUAUUCUGAUUGGACAGCUGAUGCAGGAAUUAAUCUGCAGCCACCAAAGAAAAUUCCUAAGCAUAAAACCAAGAAGGCAGAAAGCAGUUCAGAUGAAGAAGAAGAAUCUGAAAAACAGAAGCAAAAACAGAUUAAAAAGGAAAAGAAAAAAGUAAAUGAAGAGAAAGAUGGACCAAUAUCACCAAAGAAAAAAAAGCCCAAAGAAAGAAAACAAAAGAGGUUGGCUGUAGGAGAACUAACAGAAAAUGGGUUGACGUUAGAAGAAUGGUUGCCUUCAACAUGGAUUACCGAUACUAUUCCCCGAAGAUGUCCAUUUGUACCACAGAUGGGUGAUGAGGUUUAUUAUUUCCGACAAGGACAUGAAGCGUAUGUUGAAAUGGCCCGGAAAAAUAAAAUUUAUAGUAUCAAUCCUAAAAAACAGCCAUGGCAUAAAAUGGAACUACGGGAACAAGAACUGAUGAAAAUAGUUGGCAUAAAGUAUGAAGUGGGAUUGCCUACCCUUUGCUGCCUUAAACUUGCUUUUCUUGAUCCUGAUACUGGUAAACUGACUGGCGGAUCAUUUACCAUGAAAUACCAUGAUAUGCCUGAUGUUAUAGAUUUCCUAGUCUUGAGACAACAGUUUGACGAUGCAAGAUACAGGCGGUGGAAUAUAGGUGACCGUUUCAGAUCAGUCAUAGAUGAUGCCUGGUGGUUUGGAACAAUUGAAAGCCAGGAACCUCUUCAACCUGAGUACCCUGAUAGUUUGUUUCAGUGUUAUAAUGUUUGCUGGGAUAAUGGUGAUACAGAAAAGAUGAGUCCUUGGGAUAUGGAGCUUAUACCUAAUAAUGCUGUAUUUCCUGAAGAACUAGGUACCAGUGUUCCUUUAACUGAUGUUGAAUGCAGAUCAUUGAUCUAUAAACCUCUUGAUGGAGAAUGGGGUUCCAAUCCAAGGGAUGAAGAAUGUGAAAGAAUUGUUGCAGGAAUAAACCAGUUGAUGACACUAGAUAUUGCUUCAGCAUUUGUGGCCCCUGUGGAUCUGCAAGCCUAUCCCAUGUAUUGCACUGUAGUGGCAUAUCCAACAGAUUUAAGUACAAUUAAACAAAGACUGGAAAACAGGUUUUACAGGCGGGUUUCUUCCCUAAUGUGGGAAGUUCGAUAUAUAGAGCAUAAUACACGAACAUUUAAUGAGCCUGGAAGCCCAAUUGUAAAAUCUGCUAAGUUUGUGACUGAUCUUCUUCUACAUUUUAUAAAGGAUCAGACUUGCUAUAACGUAAUUCCACUCUACAAUUCAAUGAAGAAGAAAGUUUUGUCUGACUCUGAGGAAGAAGAGAAAGAUGCUGAUGUGCCAGGAACUUCCACUCGAAAAAGGAAGGACCAUCAGCCUAGAAGAAGAUUACGUAAUAGAGCGCAGUCUUAUGAUAUUCAAGCAUGGAAAAAACAAUGUCAAGAAUUGUUAAAUCUCAUAUUUCAGUGUGAAGACUCUGAGCCUUUCCGCCAGCCAGUAGAUCUCCUUGAAUAUCCAGACUACAGAGACAUCAUUGACACUCCAAUGGAUUUUGCUACCGUUAGAGAAACGUUAGAGGCUGGGAAUUAUGAGUCACCAAUGGAGUUAUGUAAAGAUGUCAGACUUAUUUUUAGUAAUUCUAAAGCAUAUACACCGAGCAAAAGAUCAAGGAUUUAUAGCAUGAGUUUGCGCCUGUCUGCUUUCUUUGAAGAACACAUCAGUUCAGUUUUAUCAGAUUAUAAAUCUGCUCUUCGUUUUCAUAAAAGAAAUACAAUAAGCAAAAGGAGGAAGAAAAGAAACAGGAGCAGCUCUGUUUCCAGUAGUGUUGCAUCAAGCCCUGAAAGGAAGAAAAGGAUUGUGAAACCCCAACUUAAGUCAGAUAUCUCUACCUCUGCAUUCUGUACACCUACGCGAUUAAUACCACCAAGGCACAAUGCUGCUCAGAUAAAUGGUAAAACAGAAUCCAGUUCUGUAGUUCGAACGAGAAGCAACCGGGUGGUUGUAGAUCCAGUUACCACAGAGCAACCAUCUACUUCUUCAGAAGCAAAGACUUUUAUUUCGAAAGCUAAUACAUCUGCAAUGCCAGGGAAAACAAUUCUAGAGAAUUCUGUGAAACAUUCCAAAACCUUGAAUACUCUUUCAAGUCCUGCUCAAUCCAGCUUUAGUCAUGACACUAGGAAUAAUUCUGCAAAAGAAAAUUUGGAAAAGGAAAAGCCAGUCAAACGUAAAAUGAAAUCAUCUGUGCUCUCCAGGACAUCCACUCUUUCAAAGUCAUCAACUAUCAUUGAACAAGAUUGUAAGAACAAUGCUCUUAUACCAGGAAGCAUUCAAGUGAAUGGCCAUGGAGGGCAGCCGUCUAAACUUGUGAAGAGGGGGCCUGGAAGGAAACCUAAGGUAGAAAUUAAUACUGGUAGUGGUGAACUUAUACACAAGAAAAGGGGUCGAAAGCCCAAAAAGCUACAGUAUGCAAAGCCAGAAACUGCAGAGCAAAAUAAUGUGCAUUCUGUCAGAGAUGAAGUAGUUCCUUCUUCAACUUGCAAUUUCCUUUCUGAAACUAAUACUGUACAGGAGGAUUUGUUACAGAAAAAGAGUCGUGGAGGCCGAAAACCCAAAAGGAAGAUGACACAAAAACUAGACUCAGAUCUCAUAGUUCCCACAAGUGUUAAAAUGCUAAGGAGAAGUAACCGAAAAAAGACAGAUGAUCCCAUGGAUAAGGAAGAAGAGUUUGAAGAUCUUAAAGGCUCUGAACCCCACAUGAGAACUAGAAACCAAGGUCGAAGGACAGCUUUCUAUAAUGAGGAUGACUCUGAAGAGGAGCAAAGGCAGCUGUUGUUUGAAGACACCUCUUUGACUUUUGGAACUUCAAGCAGAGGACGAGUCCGAAAGUUGACUGAAAAAGCGAAAGCUAAUUUAAUUGGUUGGUAAUAUGUACCAGACUAUUUUACUUCAGAAUCAUAAAGCAGGUACAGUAAAGGAAUAUGUAGAACUAAGGCUUCUGCUUCCUUGCUGCUGUGGUGGAUUAGGGAAUGUUAUGAUUUGAUUUGCAAAAAAAAAAAAGUAAACAAACUUAUAAGACACUUCACUUCUUUAAAUGAAUAUAUAUAAAUAUAUACAUAUAUAUUUUAAAUGUUUGCUAUUUAUUACCCUUAGAUAGUUAUGCAUUUCAAUAUUCAUUUCAUUCACUGUUGGGGGGAAAAAGAAUUGAGGACCUACAAUGAAUUCCCAGUUUAUUUCUGGAAAAGACAGUUCUGCUACAUUUUUAAGGAGCGUAAUAUUCCUAGUGAUAGAGCAUUUCAUGUUAAAGCGAAUUAUUUUUGACCAAGCCAAGUACAUUUCUAUUGAUAUAGAAGUUGUGCCCCCCCCCCCCCCCCCAGGAAGACAUAUGUUACCAGAGCAGCGGUAAAUUAAGAAAUGUGUUUCCUCUAAAGAUAAAUAUAAAAUUCCACAAUUUGAUACCAUAAAGAGUUUAAUUUUAAUUACACAAUGUUGAUCUACAAAGAAUCUAGAGGAGGCUUUUGCUGUAUUCCAUUUCUGCCAAACAUAAGAGAAAAUGUACUGAUGAAAAGGAAACGUAUCCACAUUGGAAAACAUUUGACUGUCUAAUUUUUCAGACCUUGAUUCUUGUAUCAAUCACUCAAUCUCUGUUUAUUGUGCCAAAGACUGAGAAUCAGUGCAGUGGGAAGCCUGUUUUUGACUGUCAGGACAGCAUACACUUUUCAAUAUUGGAAAGGCUAUAUAUUAUUCUAAAGAGCAAGUUAUUAAAGAGUUAUGCUGAGAUGUAUCUUUUUUUGGUACUAAUAGUAGAAAAUAAUGCACUGGUGGGUCCUUUGACAGAGAUGUUUUAGAUAAAGUGUUUAAGUGGUUAAAGGAUUCAAGGAAAAUACAGGAAAAAGGUAUGGGAUUUGAUGUUUACUUAUUGAUCUGGAUUAAUGUCAUUUCUAAACUUUAGACAUAUCUAAUAGGCUAAAAUGAUUUAAAAAGAAAUAUGUCUGUGUGUGUGUGUAUAUAUUGAUAAAUGGGUAUAAUUAAAUAUAUAUACAAACACAUACUUAUAUACUAUUACCCAGGUAUAAAUUCUUUUCUUCAGGAUUUUUUUAGAUAGUGGUAGAAUAAAAAUAAUUUUAAAAUGUCAUACUUUAUAGUUUAAUUUUAAGGGGAAGAUUGGUUAUUUUCAAUUAUUAAACGUUAAAAUAGGCCAAAUCACUUUUUAUGCAAUCAUGUUUUAUACAGUGGUCUCAUUGCACAUUGUGUUUUUUCUGCACUUUUUACGGUAUCCUUAUCACGCUGGUAUGUCAAUAUACACCCUAAAGAAAAGUUCCAUUUAAUGAUUGUGCCUUGUAUUCUAUUAUUUUUUGCAUCAUUAGUAAAAUUAAGUUGUCUAUUGUAAAUGAUAAUUAUAUGACUUAGGAGAAUGUAUUGCUAUAUGUACUGCUAUGGAAAAGGAAAGCAGUUAUUUAUUUGUUUAUGGUACAUUACUUAUUUUAUACCUUAAAAACCAACAUAAAUACCAUUUCUAUUGUUUAAAAAUUAUUGCCCAUUUUUAAAAAGUUGAAAGAAUGUAGUAUUUUCUGAGGACUGGUAUGGUAUAAAAAUGUAACCAAAAUUUUCAGAUACUACAUUUUUUUUUAAAGUGAGGAUGAGAAAAUAUGUAUUAGUAUGACCCUAAUGUGGAAAAAUAAAGACUUUAAUUGAACCGUGGCAAAACACAUUACAUAAUUAUUUCUCUACUUAUUUCUGGUAGGGAUAAAGUUAGCUGUCAUUUAAUUGUUUUGAAGACGAAUGGAAAGCAGUGCAUUUGGGCUUUUUAAAUUGUUUGUAACUAAAUUUGUACAGAAAUCCUGUGAAAUUAAGUAAACCAUUUUCCAGAUCUUAACUGGAUUGCUGUGAUUUUGCAGUUGAAAAAUAAUUUCAAAUUUUUCAGGUUUUUGUAUAUUUAUUUUUUUCUAACAAAUAUAUUUACUAUAUAAUUAAAAUUCAGUAGCUGAACUCUUCAUAAUGCAGAAAUGGAUGGCUUGGUUGUAUAGUAAAAUGAGUCUUUCAGUUACACCAUUAUUGAAAAUAAUAGUGUAUGCGUUUGAAAUUUGUCAUUAAAGUAAUUUGUUGCUUUUGAAGGCAAUCUAUUUGAAACGUAAUUUCCUGAUGUUAUCUGCAUUGUGUUAGAAAAAAAAUAAUAGAUUAUAAAUCCAUUUUUGUAAAAAAUGUGUACAGUUUUAAAGUGUGUACAGAAAAAGGAAGCACGUACACAGUCUGAGUAGAAUAUACCUCUACUACAGUGUAUGGAUUAGUUAUAACUCUUGAGCAAGAAACGAGUAUUUACCAUUUUACGUGCAGCAAGUAAAUGUAUUACUCCUGUUCUAAAGACACUGUAUAUUUAUGACCUUAUUUGGACAUUAUUAGACACUGGUUUCUUAGUAAAGCAAAAAUGACUUGGAUGAGAUUAUUUGUAAUUGAAACACUUAAAAAUGUAUUAGUAAUACCAGAUAUAUCUAGAUUUUAUAUUUUUAUAAUUUAGCUUCUAUACAUUGCAGAAGUUCAAUUGAGAAAUUUAAGUCACCAUCAUAUUUUUGUUUUGUUUGACCAUUUGGAAAAUAUCAUCUUUGAGACAGUGAUUCCAUGUAUGUACUGUUUAUAAGUAAAAGGAAAUGUUGGCAGUUGUCUUGGGUGAGCAAUAAAAAAACUCAAAUUUACUGAAAAUUUUGAAAAUAUAACCUGUUACAUGCAUGGAAAUUGUAAAUCAAUUUAUGUAUUUUUAAGUACCUAACCCUAAUAUUCUCUCCGUUCAUCACAACAUUCUCAAAUCCCUGUCAAAUCUUAAAUAAUUCUAAGAUGUUGCAAAUGAGCAGUUGAAAAUAUAAUCUAAUUACAGGAUCACAACUGGGCAAUAGGUAUAUACUUUCUUAAAAUACUAUCUUUCGUGGUCUGCUAUUAUGGCGUUGGACUAUUUUCUGCAUAUAUUAAUGUAGUAAAGAUUUAUUGGUCUUGUUUCCAUUAUUUUUAUUACUGCACAGCUUUACAAAUUUGAAGACUAAUUUUCACCAAACUGUCAUCCUCAAAUUUAAUCACAAUAACCAUAUGGAAUAUUUGUGAGUUUGGGUCACAUCUGAGACAUGAACUUGGCAAAAUUUAGUAUCACUUGGAAAUGGAUUAUGUAAGAUACACAGAUCAGCAAAACAAUCCUCAUGUGGCAUAUUUGUGUUCACAUCUAGAACUGUCCCUUUUCUGUAGUACAGUAGACUAAUUAGACAUUGUAAAAGUAUAUUCAAAUAACAUUUUUGCUUAUGUGAUAUUAGCAACAUUUACAUGUUUUAAAAUAUGAUUUGUAAUGUAAAUUAGCUCAUCCAGUUAAUAUUGUUUACUUUAAUUCUGGCAUUCCAUUUUAUACAUACCAGCAUACCUGUAUCUCUCAAAUGUCAACUGGAAGCAAUUUGAUUUUCAGUUUUCUAUGUAAUGAAAACAAAUUAUUAUUCUGAAUAUUUUCCUUCAUCUGAAACUUACUUUUGAGUAGACUGAAAGGACCAAGAUACUUAAGUAUUUAAAGGGCUGUGUGUUCCUUAUAUGCAGGAAAUAUAUAAUUUUAAAAGUCAUAAUAGGGGAAGUACUUUUAUGUUCUGUGAAUUACCCCCAUUCUUAGAAAGUAGUUUUUAUUUCACAUAAUAGAUUAAGAAAUGGUUUAGUUAUAUUUAGGUGAGAAUUUAUUUUCCUAUCAAAAUUGGGAAAAUAGACCUUUCCCAUUCUUUUCCCAUUGCAUUUAUCCUCAGUUCCUUAAAUUUCCAAGUGAUUUGAACUAAAUACUACAAUUACUAAGAAACUAUUUUUGUUCCUAAUUAUCCUGAGUUAAUCACUCCAAAUGAAAAGUCAUUUCCUACUAAGUACAGUACCUGAGAAGUAGUCAAAUUGAAUCAGAAACCUGUAGGUACCACUUUUGACACUCCAGAGAUAAACCUUGUACACACUACAGUAACAAUUAGAAAAUAUGAGCUAUAAACACUUACUUUUAGUUCUGAUAGCUCUGUGUUGAAAUACUUUUUUAAUGCAGAUAAAAUCAUCAGGAAAUUUAACCAACCUUAUAUGGCACAAACCAAAUACAUAUAGUGGAUGGCUAUGAGUUUCUUCAUUUAAGGAACUACAGGAGUAGGUUUGAGAUGAUAUAUAGUACACAUAUAUGGUGCAGAUGCACACGUAUGCUUGUUACUUUUAAGAUUAUGCGUAUUGAUUAAUCACAAUGAUAAACUAUAAAUUGAGAUAAAAUACAAAGUUACAUUUUUGGACCAUAUUAAAACUGCAAGACAUGGGAUCUUAUUAAGGAUUUUUUAGAAAACUUAAAUCCUGUCACACAAUAUUUAGACAUGUAGAAUGUAGUUCAAUUUUAAAAAGUAACUGACCUAGAGGGUUAAAGUUGAAACUGACACAUUUUCAAAUUAAAAUUAUGCUUAUUUUGUACAGAAAAUGUUAAACACAAGCAAAUUUGUUGUAUGUAAUAAGUAACAGAGUUUAAAGACAAAUUAAUUAUUUAGCUCUAUUGAGGUUUUUGUUAUUUUCUUCCAGAAAUCUGGAGUAUCAUGUUUAUAAAUGGCGGUCUCACACCACAAUAGCAGUGCCCCUUCUUUCUGUACAUAUUGAUUGGACCUUUCUUUACUGUUAUGUGGACACUUUCUAUGUUAGUUUUGAUGCAUAAUUCUUUGAAUCCUUUUAUACUAGAAUGUAUGUGUAAGAAUUCCUGUCCCUGCAAUGUAGUAACUACAAACUUAUUUUUAAAUAAAUAGAAAACUUGUUUUUCUAAA
Molecule: messenger RNA, 10637 nt
Organism: Phyllostomus hastatus (greater spear-nosed bat)
Lineage: Eukaryota; Metazoa; Chordata; Mammalia; Chiroptera; Phyllostomidae
Gene: PHIP
Product: pleckstrin homology domain interacting protein
Exons: 40
Coding region: 322-5781 (1819 amino acids)
Biological process (GO): cytoskeleton organization; regulation of transcription by RNA polymerase II; regulation of cell shape
Cellular component (GO): nucleus
Molecular function (GO): protein binding
Source: RefSeq, a predicted model, not a curated record